GAUAGAAAUUAAAUUAUGACUCAAGUCACAUUUCCUCUGUCUUCAGGCAGCUGUGUGGGUCGAUGCGGUGAGGUUUUCAACAGAGGCCGGCAGUGUAAGUGUGACUUCAGCUGCCUGCAACAUAAAGAGUGCUGCCAGGACUUUGAAGCUACAUGCACCAUCGCCCAGUCAUGUCAGGGUCGCUGUGGUGAGGUCUUCCGACGUGGUAAGCUGUGCGAAUGUGAUCCACUGUGUGUCCUCUACAACACCUGUUGCCAUGACUACAAACUGAACUGCAACGCCACAGUGCCACUCUCACCAGAGUCAUAUCGUAGUAGGUUCCAGUCUCUAAGGGCCACAGCUUCAGGAAAGCGGAAAUCACAGAAGAACAGGAAAUCCUCCAAUAGUGAGAGUGAGGAAUAUUUCACAGGGAGAGGUCGCUGCCCAGAGCACCUUGGGGAUCAGUGUCAAGGUUCUUCAGGCCUCCUCAACUCACUGACUGUUGGCUCAUCUGACUCCACCCCUUCCGCUGUACCAGCCAAUCAGCUACAACAUGGUGUGAGUAGCAUGCCUGUUGGCCUGCUGCCUGUGAUAGUCCCUUCUUCUCACAGCAGAGCUCCAUACUCACCAGCACCUGGCUCAUCUCUGCCCAUCAAUAAUGCUCCGUCUCUGGGCAGUGGUGCUCCAGUGAGCCCCGUAGCUCAUGGAGCUGCUGGCAGUAAACUGAAUGCCCAGCUUGUGUUGUCCCCUGGGGGAGCUGCUUCAUCUAUGCUUAGUCAAGGUUCCAGACCCAGCACUCUUCAAGAUGUAUUACAGGGCUUGGGGCAUGGAGGAUCUGAAGGACCAGGAACAGGGGUCUUUGCUGAUGUCGACCUAUGCAGCGAUUCUCCCAUCAAUGGACUGACAGCGCUCAUUAACGGGACCAUUCUGGUAUUUAAAGGCAAGUUAUUCUGGUCUGUUGAUCCCAUCAGCCGCUCUGUGGGUCAGCCACAAAGUAUCACAGACACUUUGGGCAUCUCAUCUCCCAUCGACACCAUCUUCACACGUGCCAAUUGCAAAGGAAACACCUACAUUAUCAAGGGGGACCAGUACUGGCGUUUAGAUGGGAACAUGGUGAUGGAGCCGGGUUACCCCAAACCUCUGGUCUCAGAAUUCCCUGGUUUGACAGGACAUAUCAGUGCUGCACUGGCAGUCCCAGCCACCAGGGGCAAACCAGAAACCGUGUACUUCUUUAAGAAUGGAGAAAUUUUGCAGAGCUUCACAUUCCCACCAGACAGCAUUCCUUCCUGCAGCAAGAAACCAAGAAAUUCCAUGAAUACUGGAGUUCUUCUGGGUGGAGAGAUCAACAUCAAAGUGUCUCUGAAGGGAUUCCCCACCCCCAUCACCUCUGCUCUGUCCAUGACCAGCCCUCAGGGGAGCGGCAGAUACCAUCACUACGUCUUCUCUGGACCUCUCUUCUUCAACAUCCAGAUUUCGGGUGACCUGCCGGUGCUGGCCAAGCCUGAUCCAUCUGCAUCCUUUGCACCUUUGCCCAUCCUCAGCCCAACUAUUGUGGCAACCAGUUCUGCAAACAUGGCUGGCCAGAGCACAGUCCUUCCCCAGGCAGCCAACUCUAUCAGAGUUUGGCUGCGCUGUCCUUAGGAAAGUCCUGCAGGAGACCUGUUGUAGUGUUUUCUUCGUUAACACGCACAAAAAAGCCUCCUAAUAAAUAAGUCUGCUGCUGAUUUUCCUCGUACAUUAAUAUGACAUUUAUAAUAUCUGGAAAUGCCAAAUAAAUACAUCACAAUUUUUUUACACUCUACACAUCCUAACCAUAUGAGUGUAUAUCCAGCACAACACCACAUAGUCUAUGGUGGGUUUAAGUUAAUCUACCCAUCAUGAACUGCAACAUAACCUAUAAGGAUUAUCUAAAGCCAACCCACAGUUUGAGGAAAAAGAAGUGUAAUUCACAGCUAUUUUCAUUAAAAGUAGAUUCCAGUGAUUGUCUCCACUGAUACAAAACAAAAGCAAAAGAUGUUGAGCAAUUUUAUUAUUUGAUCAAUUCAACAGAAAUAUUUUGUCAUUGUUGACAAAAUGUUUUGUCAUAAUUGAUCUUCGUGUCCUCCACUACAUCCUACCAAAAUAUUCUUCAUUUUAUUAAUAAAAAGCAUCCCAUGACACUGCUGCUCCUCAUAUUUCCACUUUAUUAUUAAAACACAUGUAUAAACAACCAAAGAUCAGAGGACAAAAAAAAGAAAAACUAACAAAAUAACACAAUCAGAAGUUCACACACCUGUCAGAUCUCUCCAGUAAUAGUCUGAUUUUAAGUGGAC
Molecule: messenger RNA, 2291 nt
Organism: Oreochromis aureus
Lineage: Eukaryota; Metazoa; Chordata; Actinopteri; Cichliformes; Cichlidae
Gene: prg4a
Product: proteoglycan 4a
Exons: 13
Coding region: 16-1620 (534 amino acids)
Biological process (GO): immune response
Molecular function (GO): scavenger receptor activity; polysaccharide binding
Source: RefSeq, a predicted model, not a curated record